Molecule: messenger RNA, 551 nt
Organism: Kogia breviceps (pygmy sperm whale)
Lineage: Eukaryota; Metazoa; Chordata; Mammalia; Artiodactyla; Physeteridae
Gene: RBX1
Product: ring-box 1
Biological process (GO): protein ubiquitination; ubiquitin-dependent protein catabolic process
Cellular component (GO): cullin-RING ubiquitin ligase complex; nucleus
Molecular function (GO): cullin family protein binding; zinc ion binding; ubiquitin protein ligase activity
Source: RefSeq, a predicted model, not a curated record
CUGACGCGCAGGCGCAGUAGCCGGGCGACGGAGCGUGUGUUUCCAAAAUGGCGGCAGCGAUGGAUGUGGAUACCCCGAGCGGCACGAACAGCGGCGCGGGCAAGAAGCGCUUUGAAGUGAAAAAGUGGAAUGCGGUCGCUCUCUGGGCCUGGGAUAUUGUGGUUGAUAACUGUGCCAUCUGCCGGAACCACAUUAUGGAUCUUUGCAUAGAGUGUCAAGCCAACCAGGCGUCUGCUACUUCUGAAGAGUGCACCGUUGCGUGGGGAGUCUGUAACCAUGCUUUUCACUUCCACUGCAUCUCCCGCUGGCUCAAAACACGGCAGGUGUGUCCGUUGGACAACAGAGAGUGGGAAUUUCAAAAGUAUGGGCACUAGAAAAAGAGAAUUCUUCCAUCAGGCUCAACUGUUUCAUUAGCCAUUUAAUGAUUUGCCCUCCUGUUACUUAAUUAUAGAUUAGAUAGAACCGUGUUUUUUCUGCUUUGUCUUUUCAGUUUGCUACUCCUGCACCCAUACUGUAUUCUGUGUCAAAUAAAAUCCAGUUGGAUUCUGGAA